CGCAGCCGCAGACAGCAGCCAUGGCUAUGCAGCUGCUGCCGCCACGUUCGAUGUCAUCGACGCUGACGCCGCCGCUGCGAAAGGCGGGCAGCGUGCGCGAAUCUGGCGAGACCGCGGCGCUGGCCAAACGGCGCAGUCGCCUGCAGGAGCUGCGCGCCGCAAGCAGCAGCCAGGCCAGCGAAGCGGCCAUUGCGUUUGGUGUCGGCAAGCGUGAUUCGAAGCGUCGCCAUGGCGCCAGCGCCGACGCCAGCAGCGGCAGCGGCAGCAGCAAAAGCUCAACAGCCGCCGCCAUGCGCAAAUCACAGUCGCUGGACGCCGCCGAAAGCUAUUCGCUGGCCAGCAUUCAGUCGCCCCUCUGGGUGACGCUCACCAAUGCGCGCACCAUUGAGGAGCUGGCACAGCAGAAACUGUAAAUAUUUUACAGACAACAAACAGGAAACGAAACGAAGAAGCAACGGAAAGAAGGAAGGAAGAUCAAAAAUACCCCACCAACCACCAACCAGGCUUGUUGUUGUUGCAGCUGUUAAAUGUUAAUGAGGAGUUACCCCCUCCAAAUCCGCAUUAUGAAAUGAAAUCCAACGGUUUUUCCUAUAUAGUCCAAAUAGCUGAAUCCACCUUGUAAAUGUAUAAGCAAAUGUAACUGCAUAACGAGUAUUCAACAAUUUACAACAUUAGCAAUUGCAUAUAGUUAAGCUAAUGACCAAAAUUAGUUCAAAAUAAAAAAGAAAAUGUAAAGCA
This is a messenger RNA of Drosophila navojoa, 738 nucleotides long. RefSeq lists its product as uncharacterized. The record is from RefSeq and is a predicted model, not a curated record. Lineage: Eukaryota; Metazoa; Arthropoda; Insecta; Diptera; Drosophilidae.